Molecule: messenger RNA, 975 nt
Organism: Caenorhabditis briggsae
Lineage: Eukaryota; Metazoa; Nematoda; Chromadorea; Rhabditida; Rhabditidae
Exons: 6
Coding region: 1-975 (324 amino acids)
Cellular component (GO): cytosol
Source: RefSeq, a predicted model, not a curated record
AUGCUCCGACACUUUCUAAUACCGAGUUUUUUGAUUUUAUCGUCAUUUUCCACCCCGGAACUCGACUCCGCCCCUUUUACAGACGACCCAUGGGAUUUGGACGGUCCUUGUCAGAAAUAUGUGGAAAAAUUCGCAUAUUAUCAAGCAGAAAUGGUCGCGUGCGCCACAAACUGGUCGAUUCCGCCGAAAGUGUGCACGAAUUGCUAUCAGAACUAUAUAAAUUUCAAGACCUACGAGUUUGAGACGAAGAAUUUGAAUAACGUCUUCUCCCUGGACAAUCGGACCUGUUCUCAAGUGAUCUACGACAAUUAUUUAUUGUCGUAUAGUAGUGAUAUUUCCACUGCGCUGACAUCGAAAAUUUGGGAGAAAUCGAGAUGUGAUUCCUGCGUCACCAUCACCUGGUCCCUACACGACAACAAAUCCGCGCCAACAUUCACCGAUAGAACCAUCCAAUUUCAGCAACGGCUCUACGAAUGGCGAAAUUGUGUGGUAAACUAUACUUCUGGGGACGUUUUGGACCCAAAAAUGGUCCCAAAUGAUCCAAUUUUGACGCCCGAAGACCUGAAAAAUAGCUCAAAAAUCUGUAACGAGUGUAAAUCGGAAUUCGACGAGUUAUAUAAGUUUUAUUGGAAGAUCUAUACGACGCCAGAUGUGGAUUUUUGUGUAGACGUCGAGACGACGAUGAACGAUACGAUUCAUUUGGACGACGUUUGGCAGUGUGCAGAGCGCCAGGACAGAAAUCGAGACCUCUUUGGAAUUAUGGUCACUUUUGCCACGUUGAUGCUCCUGACGGCUCUGUUCUAUGCGGCGAGCUAUAUUCAAGGCGGUGGACAGCAAAGGAAUCUGGUUAGAUAUUCCCGCCUCUCGGAUCCACGUGGACAACGCUCACGUCUUCUGUCUUCUGGAAUGUCAGACGCCGAUUUGGUGCAUCGUUUCGUGUCGUCUACAGUACCCCCCAUUCAUCAGAUGCGAUGA